Molecule: messenger RNA, 906 nt
Organism: Guillardia theta CCMP2712
Lineage: Eukaryota; Cryptophyceae; Pyrenomonadales; Geminigeraceae
Exons: 6
Coding region: 1-906 (301 amino acids)
Molecular function (GO): ATP hydrolysis activity; ATP binding
Source: RefSeq, a predicted model, not a curated record
AUGCCUUUGAAAUUCUGGUUUUCAUCCGUCGGUCACUCUGUUGCUUUUAGGUUCGGCUUUCAGAAUGAGCAGAACUUGAACAUGCUCUUCCUGGGAGCAGCAGGGACUGGCAAGACGUCGAUGGCUCGUGCAGUCGCGAAGAUCCUCCGGCAUAUGGGGAUCCUUGAGAAGGGCCACCUGGUUGAAGUCUGUAGGAAGGACCUGGUGGCCGAAUACAGCGGGCAGAGCGCAGCUCGGACGGCUGCCAAGGUGAAGGAGGCGCUGGGGGGGGUGCUCUUCAUCGACGAGGCGUACUCGCUGAAGCACGAGGAGGGCAAAGACAGCUUCGGGCAGGAGGUGGUGGACACCCUCGUCUCCGAGAUGGAGAACAACCGCAAGAGGCUCGUGGUCAUCAUGGCUGGCUACACCAGGGAGAUGGCGGACUUCAUGCGCAGCAACUCCGGGCUGGAGUCGCGCUUUCCCCUCUCCUUCGAGUUCCCCAACUACAGCUACAGCGAGAUGGCGCAGAUCUUCCGCGUCAUGGCGCGGGCGAGGAAGCUGCACGUGGCGGUGGAGGAGGAGAAGCUGGUGGAGCUGAUAACUUCCUGCAUCCCCCGAAGCGUCGCAAGCAAGGGCAACGCAAGGUUUGUGCGCAACCUGCUGGAGAUUGCCUGCAUGCGCCAGGCUGAGAGACUUCUCAAACUGCCCAAGAGGACGCGAGAACAGGUAGAGGAGGUGGCGGAGAGAAGUAGGAGACUGGAGGAGGAGGGAAAAGAAGGAGCGGGGAGAGAAGGGUGGGGGAGGCUGACUCUUCUUCAGCUGAUGACGUUAGAAGGCGAAGAUUUUUCUGCUUUUACCGAGAAAGAAUUCGAAGGUGGGAAACCCUUUCCUAGCUACCCGCCUCUCCGCAUGCACCUGUCCUCCUAG